GUUCUUUCUCUUUCUAUUUGCACCCCUUAGAAAGAAAACAACCAAUGAGCACAUCAUUUUACUCUUGUGGUUGGCCUAUUUGAUGGCUGACUGGGUGGCUGUAUUCGCAAUCGGGCUCAUCUCUCACAAUCAAGGCAAUUCAUGCGCUUGUGCAGCUGAACUAGAUAGAGCACUUCAGGCAUCUUGGGCCUCCUUUCUCUUGUUACAUCUUGGCGGUCCGGACACCAUCACUGCCUUUUCUUUGGAGGAUAGUUCACUUUGGCGACGGCACCUGCUCAAUUUUAUCUUCCAAGUCAGUGCUGUCAUUUAUGUCUUUGUGCAGAUAUUUCCCAUCGACAAGUCGCUAGUGAUCCCAACGAUGCUGGUGUUUCUUGCUGGGGUCAUAAAAAAUGCAGAGAGAACACUGGCACUUAUUUUCUCGAGAAUUUCGAUGCUCAAGAAGGUGGGGGACCCAACUGAUCGUUCCCUUCAUGAGUUAUGUAAACAACUCGAUGCUCUAACAUAUAGAUAUUCUGAUGAAGAAGAAGCAAAGUUUACUGAGAGCAUUGUGGUGAAGAAUGCUUACCCCCUCUAUCUCGUAGCUUCGAUCUUCAUUGGAGAUCUCAUGUUCACACGCGACAUACGCGAAUUGUGCCGCAAAUAUUUCUGCAAAAUUUCUGCGAUGGAUGCGUUGAGAGUGAUGUCAGUUGAACUCCAUUUCAUUUAUGAGAUUCUCUAUACAAAAGCUUUGGCAAUACAUUGCAAGUUGAGCUAUAUUUUCCGCUUCAUAGCCUUCAUUGGCAUUGCCCUGGCCUUCGUCCUGUUCAAUUGCAUGAAGAAGCAUCGACUCCCCAAAGUCGAUUUGGAAAUUACUUAUUCCCUUUUUUUCGGAGGGAUUGCUCUUGAUGUGAUAGCUCUGUUCAAGCUUGUUUUCUCCGAGUGGACCGUUGUUAACAAGCACGAGAGGCGCAGCAGAGAUUUAUGUGAUCUGCAUCCACGUCUUAGUAACUUAGUAUCUGCCAUUUAUGACCUGAGGAAGCCCCGAUUUGCCACAUGUGAAGUAGACCCAAACGCCAAUGUUACGUACGCGGUCUUAGAUACACCAUUAAUAUUUCGAAGGUGGUCGGAAUCCAUCUCUGCUUGCAACCUUAUAUCCGAGAUAUUAAAGGAGAGUCCGAGAAAGAUGUACAAGCUCGAUAAUUUAAAGGACGAUCCAAGAAAGAUGUACAAGUGUGAUGGGUGCUUGGGCAUCACCGGUUGUUCUAAUAUCUGUAGUAUCCCACUCCGUAUGGCAAAGGAGAUCAUCUCUUGUUUCCAUCAAGCUAGGUAUAUAAUCACCCACUGUUGGUCACCGAAUGUGAAUAUGAAGUACCUGUCCAAGAAUCCCUUCAUUAAGAAGUUAUGGAUCUUUAUCUUUAAAGAGGUGAGACGUAAAUCCCAAAAUGCGAAUGAUUCCACAGAGGUAAUGAAGAUAUUUGAUUCAAGAGGUAAUCUGUUUCUCGAGAGGAGACUCGAGGCUAUCGAUCGUGGGAAUCUUUUAGCAUAUGUCACCGAGACCACUUAUGAUGCAAGUAUUUUAGUAUGGCAUCUUGCUACUGAAAUGUGGUACAACAGAGAGAAAAUCACAGUUAGACAUGAGGAAAGGGAAUUCAGCAAGAUCCUCUCCGACUACGUGUUAUAUCUUUUACUUAAUCAGUCUCAUGUGGUGUCCGCUGUGGCGGGAAUUGUCCAAGAGAGAUUAACGGACACGUUGGACCAACUACGGGCAAACAUCAUUAAUCCUGCAUCCAAGGAUGUAGAGAGGGCAUGCAUGGACCUGUUUGAGCAUGGCGGGAAAGCGCGAGAUCGUCUGUUUCAAAGAUCCGCGGUUUUCGAGGGGGUCAAAUUGGCCGAAGAGAUGGGGAGGCUCGGGGAAAAGAAGUGGGAGGUGAUGAGCGGAGUGUGGGUGGAGAUGCUGUCCUUUGCGGCGACUCAUAUCAAGGGAGACGCGCACGUGCAGGUGCUGAGCCGCGGUGGAGAGCUCCUCGCCUUUGUCUGGCUGUUGAUGGUUCAUCUCGGCUGUCUCUACAAACCUGGAUUGGGCAUGUAUUAUGAAGACUGGCUUGUCGAAUUCCUGUCCGAGGCGUAG
Molecule: messenger RNA, 2107 nt
Organism: Syzygium oleosum
Lineage: Eukaryota; Viridiplantae; Streptophyta; Magnoliopsida; Myrtales; Myrtaceae
Exons: 1
Coding region: 83-2107 (674 amino acids)
Source: RefSeq, a predicted model, not a curated record